Trichomycterus rosablanca is the source of this 1919-nucleotide messenger RNA. It is a transcript of the gene hadhb, whose product is annotated as hydroxyacyl-CoA dehydrogenase trifunctional multienzyme complex subunit beta. Gene Ontology annotation, cellular component: mitochondrion. Lineage: Eukaryota; Metazoa; Chordata; Actinopteri; Siluriformes; Trichomycteridae. The coding region runs from base 61 to 1476 and encodes 471 amino acids. The record is from RefSeq and is a predicted model, not a curated record. Gene Ontology annotation, molecular function: acyltransferase activity, transferring groups other than amino-acyl groups. The transcript has 16 exons. Gene Ontology annotation, biological process: fatty acid beta-oxidation.
CACUUCGGGACACACCGAGGAAGAGAGAAGCGGCUUCACUUCAUUCACCACUAAAACAGAAUGGCGUCCAUGCUGAUGAAUUCUCUGAGGACCUGCCCGGGUAACUCCUCCAGGGCUCUUCAGUUCGCUGCGCGUUCCCUCAGCACAACAGCUCCACUGCAGGCACAAGCAAAAAGUAAGAAGACUCUCGCAAAGCCUGGGGUAAAGAACAUUGUUCUAGUCGAUGGCGUUCGUACACCAUUCCUGCAAUCUGGCACAACAUAUUCUGAUCUGAUGCCUCAUGAUCUGGCCAGAGCUGCGUUACAAGGUCUGCUGACCAGAACCGGGCUCCCUAAAGAUGCAGUGGAUUACAUCGUGUAUGGAACCGUCAUUCAGGAAGUAAAGACCAGCAAUGUGGCCAGAGAGGCUGCACUGGGUGCUGGAUUCUCUGAUAAGAUUCCUGCUCACACUGUCACAAUGGCCUGCAUUUCCUCUAAUCAAGCCAUGACUACAGCCGUGGGGCUUAUCGCCGCUGGUCAGUGUGACGCAGUUGUCGCUGGUGGAGUGGAGUUCAUGUCAGACGUCCCGAUCCGUCACAGCCGCAAAAUGAGGAAGACAAUGCUCUCUCUGAACAAAGCCAAGACCCUCGGAGCCAGACUGUCUCUGCUCGGAUCCAUCCGGCUGGCUCACCUUGCCCCUGAGCUUCCUGCUGUGGCUGAGUUCUCCACAGCAGAAACCAUGGGUCACUCCGCCGACCGCCUGGCCGCUGCGUUUGGAAUUUCUCGGCUCGAGCAGGACGAGUUUGCGCUGCGCUCCCACUCUCUGGCUCAGAAAGCACAGGACGAGGGGCUGCUCAGUGACAUCAUCAGUUUUAAAGUACCAGGAAAGGACAUCAUCUCCAAAGAUAAUGGCAUUCGACUCAGCACCAUGGAUAAGCUGGCUAAACUGAAACCCGCUUUCAUCAAACCUCAUGGCACCGUCACUGCUGCCAACUCAUCUUACCUGACUGAUGGUGCCUCUGCAGUGCUGAUAAUGUCUGAAGAGAAAGCACUUGCUAUGGGUUACAAGCCCAAAGCAUAUCUCAGAGACUUUGUGUACGUGUCUCAGGACCCUAAAGACCAGCUUUUGCUCGGCCCAACCUAUGCAACUCCAAAAGUACUGGAGAGGAGCGGCCUUACAAUGGCUGACAUCGACGUGUUCGAGUUCCACGAGGCUUUUGCUGGUCAGAUCAUGGCUAAUUUGAAGGCCAUGGACUCAGACUGGUUUGCUCAGAACUACAUGGGAAGGAAAGCAAAGGUUGGUGCACCUUCCAUGGAGAAGUUCAACCUGUGGGGCGGAUCACUUUCCAUCGGACAUCCUUUCGGAGCCACCGGCUGCCGCCUGGUUACCACUGUGGCGCACCGGCUCAAGAAGGAGGGAGGGCAGUACGGUCUAGUGGCAGCAUGCGCUGCAGGAGGACAGGGCCAUGCCAUGGUGAUUGAAGCGUAUCCCCAAUAGGUCUUUACAAAGUGCUUGGACAUAGUUUGUACCGUACACACACACAAAACAAAACAAACAACAACAUGUAAAUAAUAACAGAAUGCCUUGAGCUGGAAAGCACUUGUGAAUGUUAGCUGAACGUACAGGCAGGUGUACAGUAGAUGAGGAAUAUAACAUGCUAAGAUCUUUAUCUCAUCAUGGUUUAGAAUAAUGCAUGUUGAUCACAGCUCGUACCAUCUCUUAUAAGUAAAUCUAGAGGCUGCAGUACUGACUCCGCUCUGAAAACACUGGGUCUUUGAGUCCAGUUGAUUUAUGUUUUCAGGAUCAUUAUUAUUUUAGGAUAUGUUUUGACAGAAAGCAGCUAAUGUAAACACUCACCCAGAAGCAUCUAUAUGGACAUUUACUUUCAUUGUGUCUUUUUUGUAAUGAUAUUGUCAAAUAAAAUAAAUAAGUUAACACUA